AUGAACUCUCCUGUCAAUCCCCCCCCUGGAGCUCUCCCCGAUGCACCAACCCAAAUUCGUCCAGAGGAUUUGUGCAUGACGACAUACCACCUGGCUGUAGGUCCGAUGGGCGUUCGAUCGAUGUAUGUCAUUGCACGAUCGGAUGAGCGGCUCCCCGGCUCUGUUCUCUCCGCUGCGUUAGUCGUAUGCCUUCCUGGGCCGCCUACUGACGCCUACUGA
This is a messenger RNA of Penicillium malachiteum, 219 nucleotides long. RefSeq lists its product as uncharacterized. The transcript has a single exon. The coding region runs from base 1 to 219 and encodes 72 amino acids. The record is from RefSeq and is a predicted model, not a curated record. NCBI's taxonomy places the organism in Eukaryota, Fungi, Ascomycota, Eurotiomycetes, Eurotiales, Aspergillaceae.